Lithohypha guttulata is the source of this 759-nucleotide messenger RNA. RefSeq lists its product as uncharacterized. NCBI's taxonomy places the organism in Eukaryota, Fungi, Ascomycota, Eurotiomycetes, Chaetothyriales, Trichomeriaceae. The record is from RefSeq and is a predicted model, not a curated record. The transcript has 3 exons. Bases 1 to 759 code for a protein of 252 amino acids.
AUGGAGGGCGAACUUGCCUCGCUCUCGGAGAUUGUCAAGUACAACUCGGCCCUUGCUCCUAAACCUUACCACUUUGGCCAAUUCAAGAACGCGCAAAUAUCGACUUAUUUCCUCCUGAUGGAGUUUCUGGAGAUGCGAACAGGUGCGCCGGAUCCUGCCCUCUUUUGCGAACAAAUUGCGGCGUUACAUCGAGACAGCGUCUCUCCAACAGGGAAGUUCGGUUUCUAUACGACUACUUGUCAUGGGCCACAUCCACAAAACACGAGUUGGGAGGACAGUUGGUCUGUGUUCUUUUUGCGGUUGAUCCGUCUGUUCUUCGAGCGUGAGCUCGACAUGAAUGGACCUGAUGCAGAUUACGAAGAAACUUUCAAAGCACUCGAAGCUGUAAUUCCGAACAUCCUCGAACCACUACAACAAGGCGGCAGGUUUUUGAAGCCGUGCUUGGUCCAUGGCAAUUUAUGGGAGGAAAAUACUGGCACCUCCCUGGACAAGGACAAUCAGCCCAAGAUAUUCGAUGCUGGUUGUUUUUACGCACAUAGCGAGUACGAUAUUGCGAUGUGGCGCAGAGACAUAGUGCGUUUUGGGCGGACACACACGCGUCAGUAUCUCAGACACAUGCCACCUAGCGAACCGAAGGACCAAUUCGACGAUCGUAACCGCCUGUACUCCAUCAAAUUUGACAUCGCCCAUGCCAUGGGCUGGCCUGCCACGGUCAAACACCAAAGAGAUUUGUACGCGCUGUUCCUUUCCUCAAGCUAA